AUGAAGCCCCAAGGUGAAGGAGGGGAGGAGCCUCAGCGCACCGACGCUUCGCCCCACCAGACAGCUACAGAAGCACAUGAAGAGGCCUUCGAUGAGCCUGACGACGAACUGGAGGAAUUCGACGAGAUAGGAUGGGACGACGAAGACGCAGAUGAUGAGUUUUUAGAGCGCUUGCAGCGGGAGCUGGAGGCCUUCAAAACUAAUUACGCCAGCAAGACUUCCCAAGUGCGAAAGGCAGCUUGA
Molecule: messenger RNA, 243 nt
Organism: Eimeria acervulina
Lineage: Eukaryota; Apicomplexa; Conoidasida; Eucoccidiorida; Eimeriidae
Exons: 2
Coding region: 1-243 (80 amino acids)
Source: RefSeq, a predicted model, not a curated record